GGAUACUAUAAUCUGGAUAUAACUUUGUGAUUGGUGCUGAAAAAAUGGAGUCCACUUGAGUUGCACAAGAUGUGUUUGAUGAAAUGCUUAAAAGAGAUGUGUCCUGAUGCCCAAAACUACCGACAUAGUUAUCACCUGAGAGACAACAAGUCAUCUCUGUUUUAUUUGGCUCUACAUACCAUGAAUCGUCAGAGGCGUAGGGUUUUCGAGGAAAGAAGGAUAGUUGCCGGUGGAGAAGAAAAGAAGAUGAGGAAGAUCUCGCGGAACGUAGGAUUGGGGUUUUCACAGGGGUAUAGGAACGAGAGGAGAAAGAUUAAGGUCACCGGAAUCUGUAACGGAAAAGAGACAAAGAGGGUGAGAGUCGCAUCCAUAAGACCGGAUGGAGUAGCUUCGACGGGAACAUCAGCGACCUCGUCGGACACUAGGCCUACCACUCGACGUGCUGAGCUCGGCUCAUCAACUUUGUGGAAAAUUGACGAUGAGAGAAAGUAUGGGGUUUAUGUAUUAUUUAGAGUUGAGAUCACUUGGCUUUGUGUUGGAAUUUCCAAGGUAAAAUUGUAA
This is a messenger RNA of Lactuca saligna, 561 nucleotides long. NCBI's taxonomy places the organism in Eukaryota, Viridiplantae, Streptophyta, Magnoliopsida, Asterales, Asteraceae. The record is from the annotation of a GenBank genome assembly.